Molecule: messenger RNA, 1578 nt
Organism: Akanthomyces muscarius
Lineage: Eukaryota; Fungi; Ascomycota; Sordariomycetes; Hypocreales; Cordycipitaceae
Exons: 7
Coding region: 1-1578 (525 amino acids)
Biological process (GO): transmembrane transport
Molecular function (GO): transmembrane transporter activity
Source: RefSeq, a predicted model, not a curated record
AUGGUUCCAGAAAAACAUGGCCUUGCCCAUGAUGGUAUGGGUAGCGAGUGUGACGAGGGCGCGCGCAUCAAUGCCGCCCAAGGUGGUGUCCAAGCCGCUGCGGCGCUGGCCGCGCCUGCUCUGGUCAUGCCGCCUGAUACUGAGCCACUGCGGCCGUACUCGGUCUUCACAGGGCUGCAAAAGCGGGCGAUCAUUCUCUCUGCUUCCUUCAUGGGGCUAUUGUCCUUCAUGGGGAGCAGCAUUUACUUCCCGGCGGUAAAUCAGAUUGCUCAUGAUCUCAAUAUCUCCAAUUCGAAAAUCAAUCUGUCGGUUACGACAUUCCUAGUCGUCCAAGGCAUCGCGCCCACGAUGAUUGCGGGUUUCUCCGAAACCGCCGGAAGAAGACUGGCCUACAUUAUUUGCUUCAUCAUUUCCAUCAUCGCCAAUCUAGGGUUAGCGUUGCAGAACAACUACUAUGCCCUGCUUUUCUUGCGAAUGCUGCAGUCGGCAGGUAGCUGUGGUAUAAUGAGCCAAGCCCUUGUUGGAGACUGUAUAGUUUCCGCAGAGAGAGGGGAAUAUCUUGCAUAUUCCUCUGUGGCUGCGACCCUUGGUCCCUCGCUCAGUCCAGUCCUAGGCGGCUUGAUCAGCCAACGUGCAGGGUGGCACUGGAUAUUCUGGUUUCUCGUCAUCAUGUCUGCAGCUACGCUUGUCCCACUGGUGCUCUUUCUUCCAGAGACAUGCCGUCAGAUUGUCGACGACGGAUCCAUUCCCGCGCCGCUGCUCUGCCAAAAUCUGACUGAUGCAAUUCGGUUCAAGGAUGGGCAUUUGAGGGGUAUCCCGGUUGAUUAUGAAAAGCAGGCAGAGUUGCACAAGAAAUUUCGCCUUGCUGUCCCCAAUCCUCUUUGGACGCUGCGCAUACUUGCGAAUCCUGCCUCUGCGCUCCUAGUGCUAACAUUGAGUCUUGCGAAUGUAUGCUACUAUGCUAUAUUCACCGACAUGUCCAAGAUUCUCUACGACCUCUACGGCUUCUCCAACACGCAGAUCUCGCUCGUUGCGCUACCAGUGGGUGCUGGAACUAUUGUGUCAAGCUUUGUGACCGGUAUGCUCCUGGAUUGGAACUACCGUCGCCACGCCAGAAAACUCCAGAUUCCGCUUGAGAAACAUAUUCAAGUGGACAAUUCCAAACUUCCGCUCGAGUUAGCCCGGCUCCAGGUGGGGUUACCACUCAUGUUCCUCGUCGUGGUUGGUGUUGUCGGCUAUGCCUGGACGCUCCAAAGCGGCCUGUCAAUCGCAGGUCCGCUCGUGUUCCUCUUCAUCGUUGGAUACGGUGUAAGCGCUACCUCACAGGUUACUAUUGUGCUGAUGGCCGAUUUUCACCCCGGCCAGUUCGCUGUCGCAGCGGCAGCGAGAAAUGUUGGCCAAUGCAUCCUGGCUGCUGUUGUAAGCGCCACGAUAGAGCCAAUGUCUCAGGCUAUGGGAAGCAGCUGGGCUUACUCUACUUUGGCAUUUAUAUUUGGGCUCAGCUUAUUAGGUCCAGUGGCAGUCUUAAGAUAUGGUACGAAAUGGCGAGGCCAGAAGAAAGUUAGCCGACAUUAUUGA